UACUCUAAUCCGAGAAAACUGCCCAAAGUAGUAUGUAUUAGUGGGAUUCGACAUCCGAAGACUUUCUUUUUGUGAUUAUGACAAAAUGAGUGAAAUUUGAAACCGGUUUAUGUUGGAAGUGUAUGCUUGCAUGUUCAACACUUUGCCAGAUAUCCCUGAUUUUGUUGUGUUGUGUUGUUUGCAUUUGCUUGGUGUUUGGCUAGGGUUAUGAAUAUACGGCCCUCACUUUCAACGCAAAUGUGGUUGAGUUUCUAGGUUUCUGAGCUUGAAAUCAAUGGCUCCUCCUGACAGAGAAGUGCUUCAGGCGCUUGUAGAUGUUGGGGACGGCCUUCUUAAUCAUCCCUCUUCCAGUGAUCAGCUUCUCGCUCUUCUUGAUAAACUUGAGAAUAUAUUAUCAACUUUGGAUCAAGAACCAGAUGAGACCGUGAAAGAAGCAAUUCUACCAUCAAUGAAAGCAUUGAUUUCAGGUGAACUUUUGAGGCACUCAGACGAGCAUGUUAAGAUUUCUGUCGCAUCUUGCAUUGCUGAGAUUACCAGAAUAACAGCACCAGAUGCCCCUUAUGGUGAUGAACAUAUGAAGGAAAUUUUCAAGCUCACAGUUGAAGCUUUUGAAAAAUUAUCCGAUGUACCCAGCCGCAGUUAUGACAAGGCACUUUUAAUAGUUGAUAAUGUCGCAAGGGUCAGAUCAUGCCUGCUGAUGAUGGAUCUUGAGUGUGAUGACUUGAUCGUUCAAAUGUUUCAGAUUUUCCUAAGAGUUGUUAGGCCAAACCACCCUGAGGUUGUGACCUUUGCCAUUGAAGCAAUAAUGACAAUGGUCUUGAACGAGAGUGAAGAAAUUUCUGCUGAUCUUCUACGAACAAUAUUAGAUGGCCUGAGAAAGGAAAAUGAGGCAAUUUCACCUAUCUCUUGGUCAUUGGCGGAGAAAGUUAUCACCAAUUGUGCUGCUAAGCUUCAGCCCUAUGUUAUGAGAGCGGUGCAGUCCACUGGCAGACCUCUGGAUGCUUUUGGUGAAAUAGUAGUUUCAAUUUGCCAGAGAGGAUCUGAAACACUUCAAUGCAAUCACUCAAAUGGUUCUGGAGAUCCAUUGGUUCAGGCAGGUGAAAACGAGCUUUCCGUGUGCAAAAGUGCAGAUGAGCAAUACUGUGAUGACCAAGAACCAGAUAUGACUUGUGCAAGACGUGUUGCUCAAACCAUGGAUGAUUCCAAGCUGAACAAAAGAAAUCCCAGUUCUACUGUGGACAGUGAAACCAUCAAAAGGAAAAGUGCAAAGAGACAACCUUAUUCUGAUCUUACUAAGAAUGAGAAAAGAAAGAAUACAAAAACCAAUUUAGAAAAUGGAAAUUCAAGGUCAGUUGAAAAAUCAAGUUCAGAAGCUGAGCUUGAUGUCAUGCCAAAGAAAAGAGGUCAUAGACCCAAUUCUUUAAUGAAUCCUGAAGAAGGCUAUGAUCACUCUCAGAUUUGUAUGAACAGCAAAUCUGCAAAAGCAGUUAAGCUUCAAAAGGCUAGCAACGGUGGCUGUUAUUUUCCAACUGAAAAUGUGGGUGAAGUUUCCCAACCUAAAACAGGGAAAACCAUAAAACACAAAAAGGCUUGUGAUAGGGGUGCUGGUCUUCCACCUUCUAAAAGCUCUGCAUCCCAAGAGGAUAAGUUGCUUUUAGAACCUAAAAGUACUGGUGAACUUUCUCUACGUAAAACCAAUAAGAAAUCCACAAAAACAUCUCAAGGCAGAAAGGCUUGUGAUAGUGAUAUUGAGCUUUCACCUCCCGCAAAUCAUGAUUUGCUAAAGGACCCUGUUCUGAAGAAAUCUGAAAAUAAGGGCUGUAAAGCUCUAGUAUCCCAGCGUGAAACUGACAAGAACAUUGAUGCUGCUCAACCUUCAACAGAUCAGAGAACUCCUGACAAAAGCCAUCGCAAAAGGGGUCGGCCAAGGAAAAAUAGUAUCACCAAUAAUCAAGGUGCUGACCCUAGGUCUGUAUCAAUGACCAAGGAAGACCAUUUGAUUGCACAGAAUGAGGAUGUUUCUUUGGAACCUGCUAGUCUGAGGUCGGAAAGGGAUCUUGAAGUAAUGAAAGAGGCUGAAAUGAAAAAUCAGGCACCUCUGAGGAAAAUCAAAGUUGCUUCCAAGACUGAUGAGAAUACUGCCGUGAAUACUGAAUCGGUAGUUGAUGACAUAAUUGGUAAGCCUGGUGAAGAUGAGAAAGCCACGCCAGUGAUGAAUAUAGAAACAACAAAUACAGAGGAGGAUCAGGCCUUAACACAAACGAGUGUUAAGAGAAGGAGGAAGCUUGAUGCUCCACCCAAUAAAGAUGUCAAUGGCUCUUGUACUAUUAAGCAGCAGCUAACUGAGUCUUUGGGUAAGAAACUGACCGGAGCUGAAGAAACCCCUCAAACAAAACGAAGGAGGAAGAGAACCACUGUUAGUGUUGAGGCUUCUGAAAUCCAUGACUGCAAUGAACCUUCAGUUGGUAGCAGGAUCAAGGUCUGGUGGCCAAUGGAUAAAAGGUUUUAUGAAGGUGUUGUUGAUUUUUAUGACCCUGCCAAAGGAAAGCACAAGAUUUUAUAUGCUGAUGGUGACGUGGAAGUUUUAAACCUCAAAAAGCAACGGUGGGAGCUAAUUACAGACCAUGCUUCACCAGAUGCAGAUCGAGAAAUUGGCCUUCAACAGAUUGAGACGGUGACAUCAGAUACAGAAGAUAAAGGAAAAGGAAAUUCAGCACCGGAGUCCGCCAAGGGAGCAAAAGCCAGUUGUUGCAGGACAAGGGGAAGAGCAUCUGCUAGAAUCUCCAAAUCGGAAUCUGUGAAACCUGCUAGAAAAUCCAAGGAUGAUUCUGUGGUUGAUGAACCCGCUGUGGCUCAUGAAUCUGCUGUAACUAAGAAUGAGCAAGACUCAGCUGGGAAGUCAAAAAACAGAAGAUUGAAGAUUCUUUCUGAUCAGAAGAUGACCAAACCUAAAGAUAGUUCUGCGCUUGAUGAGCCCACUGUAGCUGGUGAAACUGCAGUUGAUCCACCUAGAACUGAGAAUGAGCAAGACUCAGCUGGGAAGUCAAAAGCCAAAAGGUUGACGGUAGCUUCUGAUAAGAAAAAGAUCAAACAUAGAGAUGGUUCUCCACUUGAUGUACCCAUUGAAGCUGAUGAAUCUGCAGUUGAUCCUCCUCAAACUAAAAAUGAACAAGAAUCAGCUGGGAAGCGUAAAACCAAGAGAUCAAAGAUUCUUUCUGGUAGGAGAAAGAUUGAACCGAAGGAUAAUUCUGCACCUGAUGAACCCAUUGAAGCUGAUGACUCUGCUGUUGAUCCUCCUCAAACGGAAAAUGAGCAAGAAUCAACUGGGAAGUCUAAAUCCAAGAGGUCUAAGAUUCUUUCUGAUAAAAGAAAGAUUGAACCUAAGGAUAAUUCUGCACUUGAUGAACCCAUUGAAGCUGACCGCUCUGCAGUUGAUCCACCUAGAACAAAGAAUGAGCAAGACUCAACUAGGAGUUCUAAAACCAAAAGAUCAAAUAUUCUCUCUGAUAAGAAAAUGAUUGAACCUAAGGAUAAUUCUGCUCUUGAUGAAACCAUUGAAAUUGAUGACUCUGCAGUUGACCUACCUAGAACUAAGAAUGAGCAAGAGUCAACUGGGAAGUCUAUAACUAAGAGAUCAAAGAUUCUUUCUGAUGAGAGAAAGAUUGGACCUAAGGAUAAUUCUGCUCUUGAUGAACCCAUUGAAGCUGGUGAAUCUGCAGUUGAUCCAUCUAGAACUAAGAAUGGGCAAGAGUCAGCUGUGAAGUCUAGAACCAAAAGAUUGAGGAUUCUCUCUGAUGAGGAAAAGAUUGAACCUAGGGAUAAUUCUGCACUUGAUGAACCCAUUGAACCUGAUGACUUUGCAGUUGGUCCACCUAGAACUAAGAACGAGCAAGACUCAACAAGGAACCCUAAAACCAAAAGAUCGAAGAUUCUCUCUGAUAAGGAAAAGAGCGAACCUAAGGAUAAUUCUGCACUUGAUGAACUCGUUGAAGUUGGUGACUCUGCAGUUGAUCCACCAAGAACUAAGAAUGAGCAAGACUCAACUGGGAAGUCUAAAACUCAAAGAUCGAAAAUUCUCUCUGAUAGGAAAAUGACCAAACCUAGGGAUAAUUCUGCACUUGAUGACCCUAUUGAAGCUGAUGACUCUGCAGUUGAUCCACCUAGAACUAAGAAUGAGCAAGACUCAGCUGGGAAGUUUAAAACCAGAAGAUCAAAGAUUCUUCCUGCAAAGAAACAGAUCGAACCCAAAGAUAAUCCUGUGCUUGAUGAACCCAUUGUGGCAGAUGAAUCAACAGUUGAUCCUCCUCAAACUAGUAAUGACCAAGAAUCAGCUGGGAAGUCUAAAACUAGAAGAUCAAAGACUCUUUCUGAUAAGAAAAAGAUUGAACCUAUAGAUAAUUCUGCACUACAUGAACCCAUUGUGGCUGAUGAAUCAGCAGUUGAUCCUCCUCAGACUAAUAAUGACCAAGAAUUAGCUGGGAAGUCUAAAACCAGAAGAUUGAAGAUUCUUUCUGAUAAGAAAAAGAUUGAAUCUAAAGAUAAUUCUGCAUUUGAUGAACCCAUUGUGGUUAAUGAAUCAGCAGUUGACCCGCCUAGAACUAAUGAUGAACAAGACUCAGCUGGGAAGUCAAAAACCAAAAGGGUGACUGUAGUUUCUGAUAAGAAAAAGAUCAGACCUAGGGAUGAUUCUGCACUUGAUGAACCCAUUGAAGUUGAUGAAGCUGCGGUUGAUCCUCCUCAAACUAAUAAUGAACAAGAAUCAGUUGGGAGGCCUAAAACCAGGAGACUGAAGAUUGUUUCUGGUAUGAAGAAGAUCGAACCAGACACUGAAAACGUGCAGAAGGCAAAAUUGCGAAAGGCUUGAAUCUUGUAGUGGGAAAUGCAUCAAGAAUAUGAGCAAAGGUGCCAACAAAGGUUACCGUUCUUUAAGUUUCAUGCAAUGAGGUUGUGCAGAGAGCUUCUAAUUUUGGCUUUAUUAGUGUUAGAAUUUAUCUCGUCUUGUUUCAUAUUUUCUUUCUCCGUUAUGACAGUUAUAUGUACUUAGGAUUUGCCAGGCUAGGUUCCCUUCCUGAGCAAACAGAAGGGCUCUUCUUUCAUAUUUAAUCUCAAAACUAAACAUAUGUUAAUGAAGUGUGCAAGCAGUUUACUGCAAUGGAGAAGGGCAUCUUCAAUACA
This is a messenger RNA of Neltuma alba, 5175 nucleotides long. RefSeq lists its product as uncharacterized. Gene Ontology annotation, cellular component: chromatin; nucleus. Gene Ontology annotation, biological process: DNA repair; mitotic sister chromatid cohesion. Lineage: Eukaryota; Viridiplantae; Streptophyta; Magnoliopsida; Fabales; Fabaceae. Bases 275 to 4864 code for a protein of 1529 amino acids. The transcript is spliced from 14 exons. The record is from RefSeq and is a predicted model, not a curated record.